AUGAUUCAAACUCAAAGUGGACCGACUAAACGGCGCAACUCCGUCCAUAAAAACCUAUUUGACCCAUCGUUAUAUCAAAUGCCAGGAUUGCCACGUGGGAGUUUCCAACACCAGAAAAAAGAGUAUGGUAAGGAGAAUCACAUCUUUCGACAAAAGUUCAUUAGCUCGAAGAAAAGUUUUCUACAGCAGUUUCCUAAUAAUAUCCAGGUAUACUUACCUGAAAUCGACUUGAGAAUAACUGCCACCUGUUUCAUAUGGUACGUAAUGUCCUCUAUUUCAAGUAACGUAUCCAAAACUAUUUUAAGAGCUUUUAAUCACCCGGUGGCUCUCACAGAAUUACAAUUCCUUGUUAGUGGCAUUCUAUGUGUAGGGUUCGCUUCCGUAGUGAAUUUAUUUCGACUACCUCGUUUGAAGCAUACAAAGUUUUCGAAUGCACUGAAUAGCUUUCCGGAAGGAAUUCUUCCUGAAUACCUGGACGGUAAUUUCCGUAGUUCUAUUCUAAGCAAGUUUUUGAUUCCUUCAAAGCUGGUUUUGGUAACUACGUUUCCAAUGGGGAUAUUCCAAUUUAUUGGACAUGUCACAUCGCAUAAGGCAGUCUCAAUGAUACCAGUAUCCUUAGUGCAUUCCGUAAAGGCAUUGUCGCCAAUUAUAACAGUUGGAUAUUAUAAACUCUUUGAACAUCGUUAUUACAACCCCAUGACGUAUUAUACCCUGUUACUUCUAAUUUUUGGUAUCAUGAUUACCUGCUGGUCAACUCAUGGAAAUAGGAUGGUAUCAGAUGAAAAGAAGUGCUCUUCAUCGAUUGGUUUAUUUUUUGCAUUUAUUUCCAUGAUAAUAUUUGUGUCACAGAAUAUUUUUGCCAAAAAUAUUUUAACUAUCAGGAGAAAGGUGGGAAUUCUACCGUCUUCCUCCACUGAUGACUUCACAGCGAAGGAAGAACAGCCAAAUUCAGACAAAACAAGAUAUUCACCAUUACAAGUGGAUAAAAUAACCAUAUUGUUUUAUUGCUCGUGCAUUGGGUUUUUACUAACCCUAUUACCUUUUUUAACCAGUGAACUGGUGCAUGGUGACAGCGUUAUCGGUGAUCUGACGCUAAAAAUAGUAUGUCUUGUAGUGAUUCACGGUAUAGCACAUUUUUUCCAGGCCAUGCUUGCAUUUCAGUUGAUUGGAUUACUUUCUUCCAUUAACUACUCGGUAGCAAACAUCUUGAAGAGGAUCGUCGUCAUCUUCGUUGCAAUAUUUUGGGAAACGAAGGUAAACUUCGCACAAUUGUUUGGUGUCACUUUGACAAUUGCCGGAUUGUAUGGCUAUGAGAAAUGGGGACUUUCGAAAAAGAAUAGAUGUCAAGCAUGA
Messenger RNA from Saccharomyces kudriavzevii IFO 1802, 1353 nucleotides. It is a transcript of the gene SLY41, whose product is annotated as Sly41p. Gene Ontology annotation, cellular component: Golgi apparatus; endoplasmic reticulum; membrane. NCBI's taxonomy places the organism in Eukaryota, Fungi, Ascomycota, Saccharomycetes, Saccharomycetales, Saccharomycetaceae. The coding region runs from base 1 to 1353 and encodes 450 amino acids. The record is from RefSeq and is a predicted model, not a curated record. The transcript has a single exon. Gene Ontology annotation, molecular function: antiporter activity; phosphoenolpyruvate transmembrane transporter activity. Gene Ontology annotation, biological process: phosphoenolpyruvate transmembrane import into Golgi lumen.